Pisolithus orientalis is the source of this 731-nucleotide messenger RNA. RefSeq lists its product as uncharacterized. Lineage: Eukaryota; Fungi; Basidiomycota; Agaricomycetes; Boletales; Pisolithaceae. The transcript has a single exon. The coding region runs from base 53 to 427 and encodes 124 amino acids. The record is from RefSeq and is a predicted model, not a curated record.
GUAAGGAACGCAAUUCUAAAAACGUAAAGCGCGCGACAUGUAGGGUCAAUAGAUGAGUCUGGUAUCUAAAGUAUCCAUACCUUCCAUCGCGAUCCCAUCAACAUUGAAGCAUUCGGAUACAGUGCUGUGUAACUGGGAAUUGAAGAAGGCACCUUUCACCGGUGAAGUAGGAACCGAGUCAGACACCCUGAAUUUGGAUAACCUGAAAAGCCACGGCCUCUUCACAGCUACAGGGAACGAAUUCUACUUCGCAUCCGCCUGUAUCGAACUAACGCGCGCAUCGAUGGAUGAGAUAUCCGUCGGUGAUGAUAGACUUAAGGGGUGCGACCCAGAUAUGUCUUAUCAACGCGUGAGGCCUUGGUUUUGUAGACAGUAUUCAGAUCCUGGAGAGAGGAUGUGGAGGUUUGGGGGGUAUCGAGAAGUGUGAGGAUACGGAGAGGCCCUAGGAAUUGUCGGAAGCGAUCACGGGGCAGGGGGCAUUGAUAGACUGCGCCUUCCUUCGCCAACCCUUUGACAAGUUUCUGCUAACCCUUCGACACACUACGACCAACCCUCUCCCCAUGCGUGACUUCGUGCAGAGGAAAACACUGGCACUUAUGAGGCAUGUAACCAGGCUCAGGGAUCAUUACUAGAAUGGUAACGGUUCACUACUAAAUCUUCGUCGAUAUCCUGAUCUUGAAGAACACGAUGUGAUUUGGUCGUGAGCCCUGACCCAUACCGAUAUGUAGCUU